AUGACUGGAUCAAAGUUAUUAGAGGACCGUGUUGAAGCUUUGAAGGCAGAAGAGAUGCCAAGCAUUGAUGACGACUGCAAUCAACCGGAAGUUUCCGAUUAUGUUGAUAAGAUCUAUCAGUAUUACUGGGUUUCUGAGGCACAGAAUCAACCUCCAGAAAAUUUAAUGUCGAUUCAGGCAGACAUUGCUCCUCAUAUGCGAGGCAUAUUGGUCAACUGGUUAAUUGAAGUCAAAGAUAGCAUCUCAGCUGAGACAUACACGAGAGCACAGGUGCUUGGAAUGCUUGAACACUUGGCAUUCUACCUUAUCGAGUUGUGCUUAGUUGAAUAUGAACCGUUAAGGUUCAAGCCCUCAUUGCUGUGCGCAGCAGCCCUAUAUGUUGCAAGGUGCACCCUGCAGAUUACUCCGGCUUGGACUCCGCUGCUCUGCAAACACUCUCGUUAUGAAGUAUCCCAAAUCAGAGACUGUUCAGAGAUGGUCUUAAGAUUUCACAAAGCUGCAAGAAUGGGAAGUUUGUAG
Molecule: messenger RNA, 519 nt
Organism: Pyrus x bretschneideri (Chinese white pear)
Lineage: Eukaryota; Viridiplantae; Streptophyta; Magnoliopsida; Rosales; Rosaceae
Product: putative cyclin-B3-1
Exons: 6
Coding region: 1-519 (172 amino acids)
Biological process (GO): regulation of cyclin-dependent protein serine/threonine kinase activity; mitotic cell cycle phase transition
Cellular component (GO): centrosome; cyclin-dependent protein kinase holoenzyme complex; cytoplasm
Molecular function (GO): cyclin-dependent protein serine/threonine kinase regulator activity
Source: RefSeq, a predicted model, not a curated record